AUGAAGCAAUUAUCAAAACGCAGCUCUCGAAUAUCUUCUCAAUGUGUUCAAUCUAUUAUGUUCUUCAGUUUAUCAAUGAUUGGUAUUCAAUGUGCGAGCCCACAAACUCCACCAAGAGGAUUUCCAAAAGUUCAUCAAGAUCCUUCAGCAACUAUAAGUCAAGUUGGUGAUUCAACACAUUUACAAUGUGAUGUAUCAGCUGAACCUCAAGCAACAGUCUAUUGGAUAAAGGAUCAAUUUGAAUUAAUUGAUACAAGUCUUCCAAGAUUUCGAAUUGUUGGAUCUGGAUCCCUUGUAAUAGAAACCUUACUUGAAACUGAUUCUGGAGCGUAUGAAUGUAUGGCACGUAAUGAAAUAGGUACAGUAUUAAGUAAUUCAGGCCAUUUGCAUGUACGACAUAAUCUUACAAUUGCAUAUCAUUUUCUUCAACAAAGAGGUAUUCAGUUCCCACCAACAAUUAAUGAAAUGCCUGAUAAAGUUGAAGUAUCCUCUGGUAAAGGUACAAAUUUGACUUGUCGAGCAGGAGGCUUUCCGAUACCUAUGGUUUGGUGGUCAACAUUAGGUACACCAGCUGGACCAAGAGUUUCAGGACCAAUUAUGCUAUCUGAACGUGCUUUAACAGAGCCACAACCACACGAAGCAACACUACGUUUAACAGACAUCACAGAAUCAUCCGGUUAUAAUUGUAUUGCAAAAAAUGGUCUUGGUCUAGUAAGAAGAAAUGUUAGUGUCAUUGUAAAGCAACUCCCUGCUCCACCAUCAAGUCUAGAUGCACGACCUAUUGGUAGUACUUAUGCUGUAUUACGAUGGCCACCAAGUAUAUCGUCUGGUGUUGAUUCAUACACUGUUAGUUUACAAAUUGAUGAUGGUGGUUUAGGUGAACUUAGCCGUCGUCAAAUAACAAAUAUCGAUCCAUCUGAAAUGAAAUCAGAAAAUUCAUUUAAUAUAUUAGAUACAAAGUAUUCUCAAGAAAAUCCAAUGAUUGUUUAUAAUCUCACUGGUCUUAGUCCAUUUACUUUAUAUUCAGCUCAAGUUCAUGCAGUUAGUCGAGUAGCUGGUUUAUCAUUACCAAGUGAUUUAGUAAAAUUUCGUACAGCAGAACUUGCACCUGGAACACCUCCUCAAGUAUUACAAGCUAUUGUUGAUUCUCCGAACUCUGUAGUAGUAACCUGGAAACCACCAGUUGAAUCCAAUGGUCGUAUCACUGGUUAUAAAUUGUAUUAUACAACUCGACCAGAAGAUUCACUUAACUCAUGGUUAAUUGCUAGAACAACACAAGAGAAAUAUCAAUUAACAAAAUUAAUACCGAAUGCAACUUAUUAUGUUAAAGUCAAUGCAUUCAAUGCUGCUGGAGAUGGUCCAGUUAGUGAACAAUUACCAAUUGUAGUUACACCCGGAGUUCCAACAGCACCGACAAAUUUACGAGGUAUAUCACUGAAACCAACGAAUAUUCAUUUAACAUGGACACCACCUGAUGACAUGUCAAAUGAUAGAAAAUUACUUGGUUACAGAUUAAGAUUUCGACCUGCCACUACUACCUCUACUGUUGUAGAUCAAAUAAGUGAUAUUAAAUCACCAUUGUCAUCAACAUCUAAUGAAGAAGAAAUUAUUAAACAGAAACAAAAAUCCUUCAUCACUGAAACACGUGAUAUUGAUGCAACAGCAACACAGUAUUUAUUAACUGAUCUAGAACCAAGUACACGAUAUUAUUUAAGUUUAGCUGGUAAAUCAAUACACGGUUAUGGAGUAGCUGCUCAAAUUGAAGUUCAAACGAAUGAUUACCCAUUUGAUCUACCUUCACCAAAAAAUGUACAAUUACGUACACUGACAAAUGUUAGUGCAAAAAUUUGUUGGGACCAACCAAAUUUACCAGAAUUAAUGUAUUCUAUAAUAUCUUAUGAAAUUUUAUUUGGAUUAUCGAAUGAAUCGAUCAGUCCAUUAAAUGCUACUGGAAUUAUACCAUUACCACAAUCAAUAUGUUGUUGUUUCACUAUGAUGCAUUUACGCCCCGGUACUGAUUAUCGUAUAUGGUUACGUUUAGUCAGUCAUAAAACUCUGCCAACAACUAUUGUCAAUAAUUAUGAUGGUAAUAAUGGAUUUAUGAAUAAAAAUGUGGCACCAUGGUCGUCGAUCGAUUCAAAGAAUAAAAUCACUGGUCCAGUGUCUGAACUACAGGCAUUUCGUACAUUAAUAAGUGGUGCGUAA
This is a messenger RNA of Schistosoma margrebowiei, 2205 nucleotides long. The record is from the annotation of a GenBank genome assembly. NCBI's taxonomy places the organism in Eukaryota, Metazoa, Platyhelminthes, Trematoda, Strigeidida, Schistosomatidae.